Molecule: messenger RNA, 5372 nt
Organism: Chinchilla lanigera (long-tailed chinchilla)
Lineage: Eukaryota; Metazoa; Chordata; Mammalia; Rodentia; Chinchillidae
Product: zinc finger protein 709-like
Exons: 5
Coding region: 372-2324 (650 amino acids)
Biological process (GO): regulation of transcription by RNA polymerase II
Molecular function (GO): RNA polymerase II cis-regulatory region sequence-specific DNA binding; DNA-binding transcription factor activity
Source: RefSeq, a predicted model, not a curated record
UCCGGUGGCAUGGCGCCUACGUCUGCAGGCUGAGCUCAUUGCUGAGAACUGCACUACCUGCCUUGAUUUUAUUACUUCAUGACUUCUACCCGACUCUGCUGCGUAGGAAGGACCGUGAACAACAAUCAAGUCGCACCAUGGUGACGGAACAACAGCAAAAUAUAUUUUCUGAAUAUUAUAUGAAGUCAUGGGUCUGCAGGCUUUGAUGUACUCCAAAGUGAAGAGCAUGGCAAUGGAGCAUAGUAUUCGAUCUAUUCAUAGAUAGAUCUACUUAGUAGGAGGCAGUGACCAUUGAGGAUGUGGCUGUGAACUUUACUUUGGAGGAGUGGGCUUUGCUGAAUCCAUCCCAAAAGAAGCUCUACAGAGAUGUGAUGUUAGAAACACUUAAGAACAUGGCUGCUAUAGAACAAACCUGGACUGACCAGCAAAUUCAAAAAGACAGGAAAUAUUGGAGAAGAAAUCUCAGAAGUGAAGACGUUGAGAUAUGCUACCAAUAUAAAUUAUGGAAACUACAUAGAAUGUUUUCUUGGAGUCCAUAUUGUAAGGCUAACAGAAAAACAAAUGGCACACAACCCACUGAAAGCCUUGCUUCUACAUAUUCCCUGAUUGGGUAUGCAUCAGCAGAUGUGCCCAUGAAAGCUCACAGUGUACUCAAAUCAUAUGACUAUCAGGUAUUUGAGGUGAAGCCUUCUACCUGUAGUGAACUUUGGGAAAACUGCAGUGAUUUCCAGUCCAUUCUGACGCGUGCAACAACAUGCCCUGGAAGGAAACUCUGUGAGUAUAAGCAAUUUGGGAAAUCCUACUCUAACUGCAGUGAAGGACGUCAUACUGGAGAGAAGCCCUUUGUAACUAAAGAAGAAGCUAAAGCAUAUGUAAGGAAGCAGUGUGGGAAAGCUAUCAGCACACACAGUCAUUGUAAAAAACAGGAACAAACUCACAACAGAGAGAAUUCCUAUGUAUGUAAGCAGUGUGGGAAAGCUUUCACCAGUAACAGCCAUUAUAAAAUUCAUGAAAGAACACACACUGGGGAGAGACCCUAUGUAUGUAUGCAGUGUGGGAAUGCCUUUAGCAGAAAGAGUCAUUGUCAAAGACAUGAACGUACUCACACUGGAGAGAAACCAUAUGCAUGUAAGCACUGUGGGAAAGCUUUCAUCACACAAGGUAAUUGUAAAACACAUGAAAGAAUUCACACUGGGGAGAAGCCCUAUGUAUGUAAGCAGUGUGGGAAAGCAUUCAACACUCACAUUUCUCGUCAAACUCACGAAAAAUGUCACACUGCUGAGAAAUCCUAUGUGUGUAAGCACUGUGGGAAAGCUUUUACCACUCACAGUUACUGUCGAAUCCAUGAAAACAUUCACAGUGGGGAGAAACCCUAUGAGUGUAAGUACUGUGGGAAAGUUUUCACCACUCGCUAUUAUUGUCAAACCCAUGAAAGAAUUCACACUGGGGAGAAACUGUAUGUGUGUAAGUACUGCGGGAAAGCUUUCACCGGUAAUAGUCGUCAUAAACAACAUGAAAGAACACACACAGGGGAGAAACCCUAUACAUGUAAGCAGUGUGGAAAAGCAUUCACAACUCAGUAUUAUUGUCAAAUCCAUGAAAAAACUCACACUUUGGAGAAACCCUAUGUGUGUAAGCAGUGUGGAAAAGCAUUUAUGACUCAGUAUUAUUGCAAAAUCCAUGAAAAAGCUCACACUUGGAAGAAACCCUAUGUGUUUAAGCAGUGUGAGAGAGCUUUCACCAGUAAUACCACUUGUAAACUACCUGAAAGCUCACACACUGGCAAGAAGCCCUAUGUAUGUGAGCAGUGUGGGAAAGGAUUUAUCUCAUAUAAAGGUUAUCAAAGCCAUGAAAAAAGUCACUCAUUGUUUGGGAAGAAACCUUACAUAUGUAAGCAGUGUGGAAAAGCAUUUACCAGUCAGAGUUACUGUAAAAUCCAUGAAAGAGCUCACACUGCGGAGAAACCUCAUGUUUGUAAGCAAUGUGGGAAGGCCUUCAUGUCUCACACUCUACUUCAAACACAUGAAAAAUCCCACAAUGGAGAGAAGCCUUAUGUGUGUAAGCAGUGUGGGAAAGCUUUUAGGCAACCCAGUCAGUGUCAAAUCCAUGAAAGAAUUCACACUGGGGAGAAGCCUUAUGUAUGUAAGCAAUGUGGGAAGGCCUUUCCUACUAGUGGUUCAUUCGGUAGACACAAAAUGUGUCACACUGGGGAGAAGCCUUACGUGUGUAAGCAGUGUGGGAAAGCGUUUCCUUACCACAGUUCAUUUUAUAAACAUAAAAGAAGGCACAAUUGUAAAAAUCCUGUGUGUGUAAGCAGUGAGUGAAACCUGUCUCCAUUCACAGUGAGUUUCAAAGACGUAAAAGAUUUCACUCUGGGGAAAACCGUAUGUAUGUAAGCAAUGUGGGAAAGCAUUCAGUGUACACAGGUAUUUUCAAAUACAUGAAAGAAGUCGCACUAAGGAGCAACCAUAUAUAUGUAAUACGGAAAAUCACUCAGUUAUCCCAGUUAUGAUAGAUAGUAAAGUCACAGGAGUAUAUUAACUGUGAAUACAUACUACAACACUGUUAGGAAAGGAUUCACAGUGGAGACAAACUCUUUAUUAAGAAUAAGGAAAAUCUUCAGUAACACAGCCAUCAUUACAUACAUGGAAGAAACCAUAGUGGAGAAAAUCUGAACACCCCUUACCUUAAAUACCUGAAGGAACUCACUGGAGAGAAACCCUAUGUAGAACAUGUGAGAAAGCAUUUUGUGUUUCCCACAACCUCAGAAGACAUGAACAAAUUCCAAUUUAGAGUAAGUUUAAAGAAUGUGAGAGCUCUUCAUUUAUACAUGAUUUUUUUAUACAAACCUUGCAUUGUAGACACACCUAUAUCAGUGUAUAUUGUGUGGAACAACUAUAGUCAUUUAGAUUUCUCAACAUGUAUAUUUUGUGGGAACACCUCUCUUCAUUUUGAUUUUAUUCAUAUUACAAAUCAACACAGUACAAUGAGAAGCCACCUGUGUACAGGAUGUACACAGGUAAUAAAACAGAUUUGAUCAAAGCCCUUUGAGUGUGAAAAGUUCUCAGUUAUGUCAUUAUCAAAAUUUUUUGAACAUUACUCAUGUAAUACAAACUUUCACAGGUAAUAUGAAAAUGUGAUGUUCAUUAUUUCUGUGUAGAAUUCUGCAGAAAGCAUACAAUCAAAGGGGUAUCCUAAAGGAUAGGUGUAGAGUGGUCAUCUGUAACUCAUUCUUUUUUUUUAUUUUGAGCAAUACUUAUUGGGGUGUUUCUCAUAAGGCUAUGGAGAUUAUUGGGCCUUCCCAUUUAUGAACAAGGCCUGGAAGAGUGUUUCAUGGCAGCUGCUUCCUUAUUCAUCAGCUGGAGUCCUGUCCAACAGUUUCUUCUCACAGCAAGGGAUUUUUGUGUAAUUACCUUCAUAAAUUUGUAUAGUCCAUAAAAGUACAAUCUCAGUAUUUAGCACAUUAGAUUUGACAAUGAGGGACCCUCAAGUCAUAAUACAUAGACAAUAAUACAUAUAACAUUUAUAACACAAAUUUUGACAUCAUUUUGACCAGCUGGUAACCUUGGCGGAAGUACAUCCUUAAUUUUAUAUGACAUUCAUCUACAAGCCAAAUUAAAUUACAGGCAAAUGCUUUAAAAAUACAAAAAGAAGGAAAAAUCAUUGAACUCAAAUAAAGCAGCUGUUUAUAGAUUGGACAAAGUGACAAAGACACACAAAAGACAAUUUGCUUAUAAAAUUAGAGUGCACUGAAAUAUAUUUUUGUCAAAUUGAAUUAUAAUACAUUUUUUAAGUUUGUGAUUAUACAAAGACAUCAGAAUUUUUUAUAUGUCAAUUAGUGAAGAUCUCUCAUAAGAAUUAAAAAAAAUAAAAACCUUUUACCUAAUUUAGGGCCAAUAGUUCAUGCAGUAGUGUCUGGUUCAUGAUAAACCUUAGGUGCAAAAUCUGCCCAAGUAAUGGUGGAUUAGGAGCAUAAGUCCAAUAAUCCUCUCUUGAAACAGGUGUUACACAUGGGAUAUUGUCAGGGAGCCAUUGAGGCAAUCAAAGGAUUUUCAGGGCUUGGUGGUAGAUUGCCUGUCUGAUUGGCAAGUCCCUGGGCACAAGCCUCAUGGUACGGGCUCUUUCUCUGGAGGGCUUGGAUCAGUGGAGCCCUCACAAGGGACUGUCUCCAUGGUCGGUCGCGUUUCUUGCCAAAGUCGUACAUUCCUGGAAGCAGCCACCGUGUGGACCUGCUAGGACAGAAGCUUAACCUCUUCCCCAUGUGAUUAGCUGGACUGGUCCUUCCCAUUUCCCUUGAUGUCCUUCCAAAGCACUCGAGCCCUGUGUUGGGCAUCACCGUGGGAUGUUGACCAGUGAAGUUCCACAGGCGUCAAUUUACUGUCUGCAGCUGGAUUGAAAAGGUUUAGAGUAGAAAUGGGUAAAUCUAACUGUGCUUGUGGGAAUACCUGUACUUUCUCUUUUUGUUUUUGUAACUGAGUUUUAAGUGAUAGGUGUAUUCUUUCUAUAAUCGCUUGUCCUUGAGGGUAGUAAGGGAUUCCUGUAAUGUGUUUAAUGUGCCAUAGUUGAAAAAGGACUGUAAUGGUUUACUAAUGUAUGAAGGCCCAUUGUCAGUCUUUAUGGUGCGUGGAACACCCAUAGAAGCAAAAUGCUGACAAGCAAUGUUGCUGAACAUGGCCAAUUUUUUCUCCUGUGUGACAAAUUGCAUGAAUUAAAUGAGAAUAUAUAUCAACAGAUACAAGAAUAUAUUGUAGUUUGCCAAAAGAGGAAAGAUGUGUAAUAUCCAUUUGCCAAAUAUUAUGUUUUAAGCCUCUGGGGUUAUCGCACUCCUGUGGCACAGGCCUAGGAACCUUUUGACAAGUAGGGCAGGACAGAACAAUUUGUCUUGCUUGCAACCUGGAUAAUUGAAAUCCUUUGGGUAAAGCCUUACUAUUUGGUGAUGGUAUGAAUGAGAUCGUCUAGCUGUAUCAAAUGGAGUAGUAAAAGUGAUUAAUGAAUCAGCUUGCUGAUUCUCAUAUGUUAAAAAUCCAAGUAAAUUAAAAUGAGAUCUUAUGUGACCAGUAUAGAAGGGUGCUUACUGAUCAUGAAUUUUCUUUUGUAGUCUGAAAAAUAAAUGAAAGUGGAUCUAAAGCUGAAUAUAGGGUUGCACUCUUAAAUCUCUGAGUGAGGUAGAGUGCAUAGGCUGAAUCACUAAUUAUGUUAAUAGGUUUAGAGUUAAACUGUUGUAUGACAAGUAAAAUACCUGUAACUUCAGAUCUUUGUGCAGAGACUCCUGGAGACUCUCUUACCUGUUGAUAAUCCCGACUCCAAAUGGCGGCCUUGCCCUUUGAUGAACCAUCAGUAAAAUAGAUUACUGCAUCACAAAUAGGUUCAAA